AUGACGAACCUGUCCUGUUGUGCAGCUUUGGGGUCUUCCAAAAGUCCAGCAACUACAGAUGGUGAGCAGCCACGCCAAGGACGCCUCCUGCACUGUGAACUGUGUGACUACAAGACGGAGCGUUCGUAUAAUCUGAGAGUACAUGCCCUGCUUCACACGGGAGAGCGACCGCAUAAAUGCCACCUAUGCCCCCAGAGCUUCUUACAAAGCCACAAUCUGACCAAGCACCUGCGCACCCACACGCAGGAACGGCCAUAUAAAUGCCACAUAUGCUCCAAGACCUUCCCAGAAAUGUGCAGAUUGACGUAUCACCUGCGCACUCAUACAGGCGAGCGACCAUAUAAGUGCCAGGUAUGCUUCAAGAGCUUUGCAUUAAAUGCAACACUGAGGACUCACCAACUCACUCAUGCGGAUGAGCGGCAGUAUCAAUGCCCUUCGUGUCCUCAGAAGUUUGUGCAAGGUAACCACCUCAAAAGGCACUACCGUAGUCAGCAUGAACACGAUAGCAGGGAUGAACAAACUUGCAUCUGCACCUUGGUGUACCAGUGUUACAGUGACAGUGGCCCAUUGCUUUGUGUGUGGUCAUCUGUGGCAUUUGUAAGAUCGUUUGCAUCAACGAGGCGCGGGUUCCUGGGCUGGAUUUUGGGGUCUUCCGGCAGUCCAGCAACUACAGAUGGGGAGCAGCCACGCAAAGGACGUGUCCUCCACUGUGAACUGUGUGAAUAUAAGACGGAGCGUUCGUAUGAUCUUAAAGUACAUGCCAUGUCUCACACGGGAGUGCGACCGCAUAAAUGCCACCUAUGCUCCCAGAGCUUCUUACAAAGCCACAAUCUGACCAAGCACCUGCGCACCCACACGCAGGAACGGCCAUAUAAAUGCCACAUAUGCUCCAUGACCUUCCCAGAAAUGUGCAGAUUGACAUAUCACCUGCGUACUCAUACAGGUGAGCGACCAUAUAAAUGCCAUAUAUGCCUCAAGGGCUUUGCAUUAAACAGAACGCUGAAGACCCACCUGCGCAUCCAUACGGGUGAGCGGCCAUAUCAGUGCCCUUCGUGUCCUCAGACGUUUGUGCAGGACAUACACCUCAAAAGACACUACCUUAGUCAGCAUGAACGCAAGUGACCAGUGUCUGCGCGAGGCCUGGUGCUCAAAGUUUUUGUAAAGGUCCAAUUGAUCGAUUGUUCUAGAGCAUUGUGAAUGUAUGGAGUUAUGCGGCACAACAUUAAAAGGUGGGUUUAGUUGUAGUAUGUUAGCUUCAUUAUUGUGAGAAGAGCAUCGUUAUGCAUUCAGAAGACUGUAGUCAUAUUGUUUCUUUAUUUUUACUGUACUUCCUUGCAGUAUUCUUCAUUCACCGGUCAAAAAUUCACUAUUAUUAAGCUCUAUGAAAAUCUGUGUUUGUACUGAUGAGCUGCCACACCUCUGCGUUGUCCAUUCAGGAUUGUGUAUGCAUUCACUUGAAUACAUGCGCAUGAAGACAUGGCAGGACUGCACCACCCAGCAGGCCAUGAGCUCUGCACGAGAAAAUUAUGUAGUAAUUGGGGUCUU
Messenger RNA from Rhipicephalus sanguineus (brown dog tick), 1545 nucleotides. RefSeq names its product zinc finger protein 596-like. Gene Ontology annotation, biological process: regulation of transcription by RNA polymerase II. NCBI's taxonomy places the organism in Eukaryota, Metazoa, Arthropoda, Arachnida, Ixodida, Ixodidae. Bases 1 to 1122 code for a protein of 373 amino acids. The transcript has 4 exons. Gene Ontology annotation, cellular component: chromosome. The record is from RefSeq and is a predicted model, not a curated record. Gene Ontology annotation, molecular function: chromatin insulator sequence binding.